This is a messenger RNA of Bombyx mandarina (wild silkworm), 549 nucleotides long. RefSeq lists its product as uncharacterized. The record is from RefSeq and is a predicted model, not a curated record. Gene Ontology annotation, cellular component: extracellular matrix. NCBI's taxonomy places the organism in Eukaryota, Metazoa, Arthropoda, Insecta, Lepidoptera, Bombycidae.
AUGGCAGCCAAGUUCUUCGUCGUCCUCUCCCUGGCGGUGGCCGCUUCAGCUCUUCCAGUUCUGGAAUAUGCUGAGCACGAAGCCCCCGCACACUACGACUUCGAGUACUCCGUUCACGACCAGCAAAGCGGAGACAUCAAGCAACAGAAGGAGUCCCGCGCCGGAGACGCCGUCCAGGGCUUCUACUCGCUGGUGCAACCCGAUGGUGUCCACCGCAUCGUCGAGUACACCUCCGACAAAGUAAACGGAUUUAACGCUAACGUCCGCUACGAGGGACACCCCGUCGCUCAGCCCGCCAAGAUCGAGUAUGCCGCUCCCGUCGCCAAGCUCGCCUACUCCGCCCCCGUGGCCUACGCUGCACCCGUGGCCAAGAUCGCCUACAGCGCUCCUGUUGCCAAGAUCGCCUACAGUGCUCCUGUUGCCAAGAUCGCCUACAGCGCACCCAUCGCUAAGGUCGCAUACACCGCCCCAGUUGCCAACAUCGCCUACAACAGUGCUCCCUUAACCCAAGUAACCUUCUCUUCCCCUGCCAUUUCCUACCACCACUAG